GGACUAUCGAUAACUAGCUGUAAACAGCUGUCUUCCGAGCGAAAAUGGAGCAUGCGCACAGCGAGACCAGCGAGCUGAUACAAAGACUCGUGAGUCUGAGUUUGACUGAAAAUGGCGAGGAAAUUGAGGGUAUUCUUAAAAACCUGCGUCUGCUUCUGACCCAAAGCCAGGAGAGUCAAGAAACUCUGGCCAGGAGUGCAGAAUUUUCAAGUUUUCUCGAUGCCGUGUCCUUUAACCCACUGAUGCGCACGGAGCAUCGAGUGGCGCACAAUCUGUCACUGCAGGUGCUGGCCAAUAGCGUGGUUAAUAAUGAGGUUACCCAGAGAUUGACAUGGAAUCUUCACGGCUCUAAGAUCGCUGAACAAGCGUAUGCUUCUCCGCUGGGCACCCCCAACAACAUACUCCUAAUGAUCAUGUACAACAUAUUCCUGAGUGGUCGCGGUAGUCUAGUCACCGACCAGGUGGCACUCCAGACCUGCGUACGUCUGUGGCGGGCCCUAAUUGAGGCUCGGUGCCCCUACAGUCCCGAGUAUUUGCACUUCUUUUUGGAACACUUUAUCGUGCAGAACGGACGUGCCUGCGUGGCCUGCUACCAGAAACUGGACACGGAGGAUCGAAUCGCCUUUCUGGACUACGUGGCGCAUUACCUGUACAAAAAUAGCCCGAAUGGUGAGGUCACGCUAUUCCUGCUUCAGCACUUUGCCAAAGAGUUCCGCCUGAAAUCGGACUGCAUCCUCCGGGAAACUCUCAAGCUGAAGCACGAACUGCAUCCCCGCGAGGUUCACACUCUCCUUCGGAUCAUUGCCAGUGUUAGUGGCUCCGAGAAGUACGCCAAUGUCUAUGCCACCGAUCAUUCGCUGUUCAUAAACGUGAGUAGCCUACUCAGAUGCGUGGUGGCUGCGGGCAAGGAACCCGAUGGCGGGGGGCUGGACAAGCCAAUGACAAAGCUGGAGGAGGUUGCUCUAACCUCAGGCAUCGAUGCGGGCUACGAGAAGAAUGUGUCGUAUGAACUGAAAACCCUACUCGUGCGCUGCUCUGCGAAUCUUUUGUAUGAAAAUAAGGAAAAUAGGGGUUAUUGCCUCGAUACACAACUGCUGCCGGCCCUCCUGGAGUGCACUACGAUGGAUGCCAGGAAUCCGUUGAUGCGCGAGUGGAGUAUCUUGGCCAUUCGGAAUGCCUGUAUCAAUUGCCCGGAGGCACAGCAGGUGAUUGCCGGUCUAACCAUGCAAGGCUCCGCGCCCAAUGACACUCUCAGCGAGCUCAACCUGGAUAUGGGUGCGUUACGCAUCUCGGACAGGCGGCAAUAGCACACAAAGCAGCACAUCCAACAAGUCACGACCACUGGCUGGCUAGCUGGCCCACAACAAGUGGUUAGCUAGCUGUCUUUCGCACCACGUCAUCCUCCGCAUCCCCCUUACAGUGCGCUAAUGGUAUGCCAAAACUCAGAUCCAACGGCAUUCAUAAACGCGAUGUCAACGGUUUAAUGGCACAGUCGACGGAAGAGAGAGAGCGCCGCACGGACGGAGCAAUGUCGAAUGAUGGCUAGCGUGGCUAGCGAGUAGGAUAUAAAAAUAGCUGCCCAUGUACCAUGCUCUGUGUACCAUUAAAGAGAGAUGCCUAAAUCCA
Drosophila serrata is the source of this 1626-nucleotide messenger RNA. RefSeq names its product ataxin-10. Gene Ontology annotation, cellular component: cytosol. Gene Ontology annotation, biological process: neuron projection development. The record is from RefSeq and is a predicted model, not a curated record. Lineage: Eukaryota; Metazoa; Arthropoda; Insecta; Diptera; Drosophilidae.